Plasmopara halstedii is the source of this 1353-nucleotide messenger RNA. Its product is annotated as protein. The transcript is spliced from 5 exons. Gene Ontology annotation, cellular component: CCR4-NOT complex. NCBI's taxonomy places the organism in Eukaryota, Oomycota, Peronosporomycetes, Peronosporales, Peronosporaceae. The record is from RefSeq and is a predicted model, not a curated record. The coding region runs from base 1 to 1353 and encodes 450 amino acids. Gene Ontology annotation, biological process: mRNA catabolic process; negative regulation of translation.
AUGCUUGAAAUUCGAGAGCUUCGACCGCUCCUGGCUAUUCUCAAUGAAGACGAUAAGCCGCUCGAUCAAGUCUCUAGUAUGUUCUUACGCACAUUUACGAAAAACGAUCACUUUAAAGUUGGCUGCACCAUCUGCAUCCUGCUGCAAGAUAACUUACUUACGAGCUCACAGCGUUUUGUAAGCUUCUCAAUCUUAUCCGAGUUGUAUCGCAAUGAAGGUACCUCAACGAAUCCGUUCUUGCCUGUGUUUCUCGAUGCACUCGAGAAAGGUAGCGAUCAAUGCGAGCAAAAGUUUAUUAUUCAUUUGCUUUCUCAAACAAGUGCUUCUCGCGAUUCCAGCAAAAAGACGGCAAAGCAAAUGAUUGCCGAAUUUCGAGCCAACCCGUCACAACCAGUGCAAUUUGACAUUCAAAGUUUAAAAAGUAGCUACUUGGAACGCACGCCAGAUGUUCCACAAUUUCGCGCAGCAGGGAUUCGCAAUGUUGUGACCGAUACAGAGUUUGAUUUGCAAGAACACGUGAAUAAUGGUGCUAAUCUUCAAGUGACUCCAAACGAAGUGAGCUCGUUGAACUUGCCGUGUUUUGAAGCGCUUUCACUGGAAGAAAUGAGUUUGCUUAGUGAUUUCGAGACAUCGUCGACUGCUUCGUCGAAUUCUGCAGCGAGCGUGUCGUCGACGGGAUCACUGUCAUUAUUAAGUCUUGAGCCGACCUUUAUGCGUCUUCCUCCGCCAAUUCUUGAACCAGAUAUGACGGAAUUAAUAUGGCUGAACCCGGACUAUUGCCCCACGUUGUUAUGGGAUGCAACUAUGCUGGAUUCAACGCAUGGGAUUGCACUGCGUGAAUUGAUGCUUCGUGCAUUCCAGAAGCCACUUGUGCCAUCGUUGCAGCAGAAGGUAUUGGCGGAACUUGAAGCAGAUCCUAAGCUCGUGUAUCAUUGCUCUUUGACACCACAACGACUACCAGAUCUCGUUGAAAACAAUCCAAUGCUGGCCAUCGACUGUUUGCUGAAGCUCAUGUCGUCCAAUCAAAUCACUGAAUACUUAUCAGCACUUGUGAAUAUGGACAUGUCCCUUCAUUCGAUGGAAGUGGUGAAUCGAUUGACUACAGCUGUGGAUUUACCAACCGAGUUUAUUCACUUGUACAUUUCUAACUGCAUUUCAUCGUGUGAAAACAUCAAGGACAAGUACAUGCAGAAUCGUCUCGUGCGUCUUGUCUGUGUCUUUCUGCAAUCUUUGAUUCGAAACAAGAUAAUCAAUGUACAGGAUUUGAUCAUUGAGGUACAAGCUUUUUGUAUUGAAUUUAGUCGAAUUCGUGAAGCUGCAGGGCUUUUUCGCUUACUUAAGACGCUGGAGUAA